AUGGGAGAGUUUAUACCGUUCUUCCAUGAUGUUCUUCCACGUAACAGGUUUGAAGAGAUCUUCUGGAUGUUACAUCUACAAGAAGACACAACAUCAACAAGACUACGACGAAUUGACAAAGUUAAGCCUCUUCUCGAUCAACUGCUUACAACAUUCCAGAGUGUUUUCUACCCUGGACGUGAGAUUUCAGUGGAUGAAACAAUGGUUGGUUUCAAGGGUAGGGUUGGUUUCCGCCAAUAUUGUCCACUGAAACCGAUUAAAUGGGGCCUCAAGUCCUUUGUUCUUGCUGAUAGUGCUACAGGGUUUAUUCUCAAUAUAAUCCCGUACACUGGAGUGAGACAAAGGACAUAUAUCUGUCAAAUUGUAAACCCUGAACUCCCAAGCCUCACCCAGAUAGUUUGGCUCUUGUUGAAAAUUAUCUUCACAAGGGUCAUCAUAUUUAUGCUGACCGGGCUCUAUUCUAGUGUCCCUUUGGUUGAUGAGCUAGAGAGUGUGUAA
This is a messenger RNA of Gigantopelta aegis, 498 nucleotides long. RefSeq names its product piggyBac transposable element-derived protein 4-like. NCBI's taxonomy places the organism in Eukaryota, Metazoa, Mollusca, Gastropoda, Neomphalida, Peltospiridae. The transcript has a single exon. The record is from RefSeq and is a predicted model, not a curated record. Bases 1 to 498 code for a protein of 165 amino acids.